GAUACUUCAUGUGAAGAUGUUCUCCAUUCACAUGGUCAUCAUCACUCAGCUCUUAGUUCAGCCCCAGAGCCUCUGUUCUUACCUGGAUMCUCAGAUGAAGAACUUACAUCCAAUAAUAAUCACCUCAAGUUACCCAUCCCAGAAGUAAAUGAGGAAAGAUUCAGGAACGAGACAAAGACUGAGGACCCUCCACAUGAAGACAUGGACAUCAGGACAAACAAACAAGGUGUUCGUCCCUACUGGAUUGGAGAUCUGGACAACAUCAUCCUGAAGUCUCCUGAGUUCUACAUCUGUCCUCAAGUUAAUGGUGAUGUCUUUGGAACCAGGAAGUCUUUGUCCCAACAGCUGGAGUUUCCUCACACCACUACCCAGACACUGGAUGGUCCCCCUCGCUCUCUCAGCUCGGCUCAGCUGCUGAAGCCGUUCACCAACGUGCACGCCUUCAUCAUCUGCAACAUUGUGCUGAUAAAGGGUCAUGGCAAGGGUCUAGGUUUCAGUAUUGUUGGGGGUCAGGACAGCCCGUAUGGACCCAUGGGGGUCUAUGUGAAGACCAUUUCUCCUGCAGGAGCAGCAGCUGCUGAUGGACGACUGCAGGAAGAGGCUGGAGUUGGUUUGGGGAUUGGAUUGUGCUGUGUUCCUUCUGAUGAAGGAGGUUCUGGGAUCUUUAUUCACACCAUCUCUCCUGGAUCCAUCGCCCACAUAGACGGCAGACUGAGGUGUGGAGAUGAAAUCAAGGAGAUCAACAAAACUUUGGUUUACAACACGGGCCUGAACGAUGUUUACUCCAUCCUGAGCCAGACCAGACCAGGUCCAGUCCACAUCAUCAUCAGCCGCCACCCUGACCUCAAAGUUUCAGCACAGCAGCUAAAYGAAGCCAUCAUCCAGGCUGUGGAAAACAGUAAACUGACAAGAAAUAAGAGUCAGUGGAGAACUGAUGAAACGUAUAAAGUGGAGUACUGYCCUCACAGUCGACAGAGAUGUGAUCAUUGUCUGGAGAGGAGUUUCAGUCUGUUAACAGUUCGACAAACACAAAAGAUGAUGACCCGUUCCUGGAGCGACACCACCAACAACUACCAGAACCACAAGUUUACUGAUCAGAACCAGAACACCACCCACCAAAAACCAGUGAGCAGAGUUCACAGCGCAGAUACGCCUCAGUCUGUGAAUCAAAAACUGGUGACUGGUGAGAACCAAAGGCUGAUCCCUGAGAACCAAAGACCAAUCCCUGAGAACCAAAGACCAAUCCCGGAGAACCAAAGACCAAUCCCUGAGAACCAAAGGCUGAUCCCUGAGAACCAAAGACCAAUCCCUGAGAACCAAAGACCAAUCCCGGAGAACCAAAGACCAAUCCCUGAGAACCAAAGACCAAUCCCUGAGAACCAAAGACCAAUCCCGGAGAACCAAAGACCAAUCCCUGAGAACCAAAGGCUGAACUCUGCUGCUGCCAUAAAAUCUGUUCAGAAGGUCUUUUAUCAGGUUCACAGAGAAAAUAAGCAGGAAGAAGAACUUAUAAGAAAAGCGUUGGAGCAAAGCAAAGGAAAUUCUGCCCAUCUGGUUUCUGCAGCGUAUUCCAAGGACCAACUUCAAGCAGGUGAAACAUCUGCUGCAUUCUGCUUAAAGCCAAAGACAGGUGGUCUGAGGAGACAGUCCCACACUGAACCACAGUCUGAAGACCAGAUUCAGGACCCUUGGGUUCAUCGUUCUAAUUGUUCAUCUGAAGACCCGCCAGAGACUUUUCACCAUCAGCACCGURCAAACAGCAGCAUCUCUGCCACCAUGACAGAUGAGGAGAACUUUACAGAACAACCAUUCACUGUGGCUCAAAAACCUUCAGGAUCCAAGACAGCACCCCCUGUGGCGCCUAAACCUGCCUGGAUUCACCAGAGUCUAAGGAAAAUCCGGAAUGAYCAAGAACAGAGGAAGCAUACUUAUUCUUCAGAAGAGAAGUCUCCUGCAGGUCUCAGCAGAAGCUUUAAAGAUAGAUCUACCUCAUCAGGAGGCAACAUGUCAAUCAAGCAAAAGAUUCACUCUUUUGAGAGCUUUUCUAGUCCAGSGCCUCAAGACAAAAGGAGCAGUGUCAGGAGGCCAACAGCUUCCUCCACCUCUGUAUCUUUGAUGGAGGAGAAGUCUGCAGGUCUUUGCAGCUUCUCUUCUGGCUCAGAUGUAGAUCAUGAAAAGAUUCAACAUAAAUUCCUCAAAGAGAUGAAGUCAGACCAGUCUGCAUGUGAUGAAGAAAAAAACAAUGGAGAAGACUCUGUUCAAACRUCUGGUAACAUCUCAGCCACACUUGAAGAUUGUCGUCAAUCAAAAAUAUCUGAAAAUCARCCUCCUUUCAACGAGCCCACCACCAAACCAGAGUUCCUGCUCUGUGACACCAUGGACUCUGUUCCCAACAUGGAGAAGUAUGAUGAUCAUCAAAGUCUGGUCCAUAAUAACGCCAAUGUCCCAACAUCCAAACAGGAGCCUGAGCCAGAAAAGGUGGAUAUCAGCGAGUCAAAAGAGUGCAAUGUUCCUUCAGCAACAACUUCAAAAACAAGUGAAAAUGAUACAAAGAUCUGUUCAGAUGAAGAGGUAGAAAAAACUCCAGGAGAUCCCCUGAAGUCUUCUCAGAGUCCUGCUCCUCCCACAGAAAACCAAGGCCUGAAGACCAAGGARGGAGAGCAAUUUGGAAAAAUAAUUGCCUUCAGUAACCAGGUCUCACAAGCAAUAMUGCGCUCACUUCCUGAUUCCUACAAUGGAAACCCCUGCCUCCAAACUUUGACGGACCCUUCGWCUGAGGCUGACAGUAACCCUGAAGAGUYKGAUCAGGAUAGAAACAACAAAGGAUUCUCUGUCAGCUUGGCCACACUGAGGGAAUGCACCAUCGAUGAAGAGGAGAGAUACGACCCUGGUGUAAAUCUCAUAUCUGCUCACUCUGUCAUCUCAGCCAUUCAUUCAGAAGAGAAACAGAUGAUGAUGCAAGAAGUUAAAGAUUUGGAUGAAGAAACAGUGAAGCAGCUGGAGGACAUCCAUGUUGUGAUCCUGCAUAAAGAGGAGGGAGCCGGUCUGGGCUUCAGCAUCGCUGGAGGCUCUGACCUGGAAAACAAAGCUCCAACAGUGCACAGAGUCUUCCCCAGUGGUCUGGCAGCUCAAGAGGGAACCAUCCAGAAAGGAGACGAGGUUCUGUCCAUAAACGGCCAAAGUGUGCGUGAUGUCACACACGCCGACGCCACAGCAGCUCUGCGCCAGGCUCGCGGUCAGAAACUGGCUGUGGUCGUCAUCUGCAAGAGAGCUGGAGAGACACAACAGGACGGGAUCCAGAGAGGCCAGGAGGACAGCCCUGCAGCAGAAAAGCAGGAGGUCCAGCUGAGAGUGGAGCUGGAGAAAGGUGCAGGAGGGGUUGGUUUUACUCUGGAGGGAGGAAAAGGCUCAAUCCACGGGGACAGACCUUUGGUCAUCAACAGGAUCUUUAAAGGUGGAGCAGCAGAGCAGAGCGGCCUGCUUUGUGGAGACGAAGUUCUGCAAGUCCAGGGUCUGAGUCUGCAGGACAUGACCCGUUUCGAGGCCUGGAACACAAUCAAGGCUUUACCUGAAGGGUCCGUGUCACUCAUCAUCAUCAGGAGGCAGUCAGGGACAGAGGAGUGAGACCAAGACCACCUCCUGUCCAGUUUCACAGUCCAACAAUUACAAAAUAAAACUGGUAAAACUUGGACAAGAGAUCAAAUUUCUCUUUUCGUGUCAAAUCUACAGUAAAAUUCUCUGAAAGUUCUGUUUGAACUGUAACCAUCCUUAAAGGUCCAGUUCUCAGGUUUCACUUCUGUUUCAAUCACCUGAUUAAAAGUUCUGACACAAACCA
This is a messenger RNA of Austrofundulus limnaeus, 3835 nucleotides long. It is a transcript of the gene il16, whose product is annotated as interleukin 16. Gene Ontology annotation, biological process: induction of positive chemotaxis; leukocyte chemotaxis. Lineage: Eukaryota; Metazoa; Chordata; Actinopteri; Cyprinodontiformes; Rivulidae. Gene Ontology annotation, molecular function: cytokine activity; CD4 receptor binding. The record is from RefSeq and is a predicted model, not a curated record.